This is a messenger RNA of Pomacea canaliculata, 2858 nucleotides long. RefSeq names its product hemicentin-1-like. Gene Ontology annotation, biological process: cell-cell adhesion. Gene Ontology annotation, molecular function: protein binding. NCBI's taxonomy places the organism in Eukaryota, Metazoa, Mollusca, Gastropoda, Architaenioglossa, Ampullariidae. Bases 39 to 2855 code for a protein of 938 amino acids. The record is from RefSeq and is a predicted model, not a curated record. The transcript has 17 exons.
CCGCAGAUACUGAGUAGAGCGUGACUUAACCGGCUAUCAUGGAGCAAGGACAUGAAGUCCACAUCCUGCAAGUAGUGUGGACCUUGAUGCUGCUCAGCGCUGCCCAAGCACAACUAAAGUGGCUCACCAGACCGCAGCACACAGUGGUCGCCCUCAGCCAGGACCUGGUCUUGGACUGUCAGGCUGCAGAAGAGGCGCCAUCUGGGGGGAGUCUCAAGUAUACCUGGCUGUUCAACAACAGUACACUGCAAACAAAGGUCCACUUCUUCGCCAACGCAUCCUUGUUUGUGCCUCGGAUGACACCACAGGAUGCGGGCAACUACUCCUGUACAGUGAUGGUGGACAACCAACCCCAGGAUAAGAAGAUUUCUGCAGCGGCACAAGUUAUCCUGGCCUAUAUCGAUGACUUCGUCGUUCAUCCCCAGAACACGACAACUGCGCUGGCGACAGACGUGACGCUGACGUGCGUGACAGGCCGCAGCGCCCCCUACCCAGCAGUGUGGUGGGAGAUGGACGACCAGGUGGUGGAGGAUGGCAGGACUGUGGCAGUGACGUAUGGGGCGUACGAUGGCAUCGGGCUGUCCGUGCAGGUCUCCAUGAAAAUGAUUCGCAAGAUGAUGGACGAGAGGGCCAGGGCCUUCAGAUGUGUGGCGAGGAACGUCCUGAUGGGGCAGACGGUGAAAAGUCGACAAGCCGUCGUCUCGGUCCAAGUGACACCCAGCGCUCCACGGAUUAUCUCCUCCGCUCCAGGCGAGGUGAUGGUGGUGCAGCACCAGCAGGUGACCUUUGACUGCAAGGUGCAGAGUUAUCCGCCCUCGCUGAUCCAGUGGUUCAAGAACGAAGAGCCUCUCAACACCAGCGAGCACCAAUGUGACGUCAGCUCCUGCAGCGUGCCGCUUGUCUUGACCAGUGCUGCCGCCGAGGAUGCUGGGAUGUACUCGUGUCGGGCGUCCAACUCGGAGGGCUUUGCUGUGUCCAACACCACGCGGCUUGUCUUUGCAUAUCUUGCACUUGACUUCAAGGUGCAGCCGUCGGACACAAGCGCCUUGGCUGGCAGUGCGGUCACUCUUCACUGCACCCCGCCCGACAGUGUUCCUCCCGCCAAUGUCACGUGGUACAAAAACUUCCUCCCUUUUGCCGAGCGCACGGGUCAGUUCGCUGCCAGUGUGACGACAGACAGUCUGGAAGAGAGAAACCUGUAUUUUGUGUCUGUCCAGGAGAAGGACGCUGGGCAGUACUACUGUGUGGCCAGCAACAACUACACAGUGCCAGGCAGUCGAACCUCCACAGUAGCCAGACUCACUGUCACAGGAUCGCCAUUAAUUACCGAGCCACCCCUGAGUACUCAGGUCGUUAAAGGUUCACUACUGCAUCUGAGAUGUGCAGUUGACUUCAGUGCAGUGACUACAGUUUACUGGCUGUAUGGUGGCCAGAAGAUUGUAUCCUCACAAACAGUUUCUUUGACUAACCGUGGGCAGGAUCUGUGGGUUUCCAAUGUUGGCAAGUCUUGGGAAGGAAUUUUCACUUGCAUGGCAGAAAAUUCUCUUGGGCAAAAAUCUGCCACAGCAAUGGUUGUGGUUAUUGUUCCUCCAGUGAAGCUUGAGGACUUAGGAGAGAGACAAGCAAGUGUUGGCAGCACUGUAUUACUCCCAUGCUCUAUCUAUGGUGACCCUACACCUUCAUUAUCAUGGUUCCACAAUGAGCAGCAAAUCUUCAAAAAUGAAAGGAUGACACUGCUACUGGCAGGACUAUACAUUGAUAAAGUAGCUGUCACAGACAGUGGAGACCACGCCUGUCUUGGGAAAAAUAUUGGUGGACAAAUAUGGAGUAAUGGCACUUUGGAUGUCACAGUGCCACCAACAAUUUCAGUGGACACACAGAACAUUAGUGCUGCUGUAAAUCAGUCACUAACCUUGACCUGCAAAGUUGAUGGUCAUCCUUUACCAUCAGUAUAUUGGCUGCACAAUGACUCUUCCAUCUUGGACAGCACAUUUGUGUUUUCUUCUAGAAAUACCUCUCUGACAAUACCAUCUUUCACUUGGUCACUGGCUGGCCAGUACACUUGCAUCGCUAGCAACAUAGAAGGCACAACCAAUGUUGUCCUCAGUGUCACUGCUCAAGCUGCGCCAAAGGUUCUUAGCAUUGUAGGUUCGACACAAGUAAAUGUCAAUACCAAUAUCAACCUCACCUGUGUUUAUCAAGGUGCACCAUCACCUGUGGUGACAUGGUUUUCCUCUGGAAAAAGAAUUAUGUCGUCACUUGAUGGGCGAGUGGGUUUUCCUCAGGUAGACAAGCUGAUGAUUAUGUUUGCUCAGAAGUCUGAUGAAGGGCUGUACACAUGCCUGGCAUCAAAUAUUCUGGGCAACAGCAGCUUCAGUGUCAGAGUCCUAGUCACAGAGCCUCCACGGCCACCAGAGCUGCAGAAGGCUCAGCCUCUCUCUACCAAUUCUGUGCUGCUAAACUGGAAACCUGCAACUCAAAUUCCAGGGACCAUGGUUACUGCCUUUAUCAUCAGAUAUAGAGAUAGGGUUAGCUCAGACAAUUUUCUUUAUCCUGAGAAAAUUUCACCACUAACAGAACAAAAGGAGAUCAGUGGCUUGAGUCCUGGUGUAGAAUACAUCUUCACUGUGUCAGCAGAAAACUCAGCAGGAGAAGGUCCUGCAAGCAACUCACUUGUUGCCAUGACAUUUCCGCUAGGUCCAUCUGUACCCCGCAAUGUGAAAAUAUUGUCUACAACCUCAACAACUGCUGAAGUGUCGUGGGAAAUGCCAGCACAAAGCAAUGGGAACAUCAGGAUAUACCAGCUGCAGUAUCGACCAUAUUUAACUUACACAGGUUUACACAGUUUUUCUUGAAUA